Zasmidium cellare ATCC 36951 is the source of this 1254-nucleotide messenger RNA. RefSeq lists its product as uncharacterized. The record is from RefSeq and is a predicted model, not a curated record. NCBI's taxonomy places the organism in Eukaryota, Fungi, Ascomycota, Dothideomycetes, Mycosphaerellales, Mycosphaerellaceae. The coding region runs from base 1 to 1254 and encodes 417 amino acids. The transcript has 2 exons.
AUGAGCUGGACCAGGAACCGGUUCGCUACUGUGCUUGUCCUUGUUGUCAUACUGGCGGUAUGCGCGCAUGCCCACCCCAAUGGCGGGGACGAAUCGUUCGACAACAUCGACAUGGAAUGGCCGGACCUCUUCAGCGUGGGCGAGCAGUUCGCCGACGCUUUCGCCUACAAUCAUUUCAAUACCCAGAUGCUCCAGCAAAGCCAAGCACCUUCGAAUCGCUAUGACCCCGACUACUUUGCUUUCACGGGCGCGGGUCUUCCUGGGACGAUGGAAAGUCGACCAAGGCUCAGCCAUCCGCCACAAUCUGCUCCAAUCCUCACAUUCGCGCAAGACCAGACGCCGACCAUGAACAACUACAACAACACUCCUUUAGGGCAAUGGGUUGGCGACCAAAGCGCGAUGCAGCCACAGAUGCAACAGCCCAUACCGGUUUCGACGGAGUAUCCAUCUUCGUUUGGUGGAAUGGUUGCUUCGUCCAAUGCAGCCAAUAUGUAUGGCUAUCCGAACGCACCUCAAACACAUCAUCAAUCUUGGCCUGCGCAACCACAGCUGCCACUCUCUGAACAUCAAUCAAGCUUCCAAGGCUUCGAUGGCGACCAGUUCACUGCCCAAGGCUCGUUGCCUGUGCCGUCUAUGGACGACCAAAACGGCUUCCAAUCUUCACCACCUAUGAACAGCGUCCCGCAGAUAUUGCCCACCGAAGUGAUCAACAACCCCAACUAUCAGCCCGGAAUGAUACCCAGCGCACCUGGGAACAUGCUGGGUUGGAUCAAUCGCGCUCCAGCCAUUGGAGAACGAACGUUGCCGUCUCGCCUUGACACGAACAUGCUGGCUCCGCCCGAAGCACACUCCGCCAAUCGGUCGCCAACAUCUGCUUCGACUACAGGAUCUUCAGCUCGCGCCGGGUCUCGGCGGCAGAAAUGGGAGAUGACGGGGGACUUCGUAUGCCACUGGUGCAACGACGGCUUUACCACGCAAGGCGACUUGACCCACCAUUUGCGAUCCCAUCAACCCUACCUUAGCCGACAGCACGUUUGCCAGCAGUGCAGCAAGCGAUUUCAGUACCGAAAAGAUCUAAUGCGCCAUCUCCCCAAGCACGACCCGAAUCGCAAGAAGUACUACUGCAUCUUUCAAGGGUGCAAAUAUCACAACCGAGGGUUUGGGAGGCAAGAUCACCUCGACCGCCACAUCCAGACUCAACACCGCAUCGACACACCUCAGCAAUCUUCACGCCCUUCUUCCACGCACGCAUGA